Molecule: messenger RNA, 642 nt
Organism: Erinaceus europaeus (western European hedgehog)
Lineage: Eukaryota; Metazoa; Chordata; Mammalia; Eulipotyphla; Erinaceidae
Gene: MRPL55
Product: mitochondrial ribosomal protein L55
Exons: 4
Coding region: 197-565 (122 amino acids)
Biological process (GO): translation
Cellular component (GO): mitochondrial large ribosomal subunit
Molecular function (GO): structural constituent of ribosome
Source: RefSeq, a predicted model, not a curated record
CGCAGCUCGACUGAUGACGUGAAGGACGGCGCCUCACUAAGCGGUCUCUGCGGUCACCGUGAGCGUGGCCCGCGCCACGACUACCCCCACCUGGCCGGCGCAUGAGGGUUGUUUGCUGGUCCUCAGGGCUGCUCACGAGGUUGCACAUCAAGGCCAGUGACCGACUCCUGGCUUCCACAGGGACUGUCAAGAGGAAAUGGCGUCUGUGGGUGGCCUGCUGGGGUUAUUACGACAGUGUGUAGUGACGGGCCGCAGCUUGCACACGUCCUGCUGGCGGGCUGACAGCAACAGGGCCUCCCUUACUCGCUUGCACCGGCAGGCCUACGGACGCCUCUACCCUGUGCUCCUGGUCAGGCAGGAUGGCUCCGCUAUCCACAUCCGUUACCGAGAGCCACGAAGGAUGCUGCUGAUGCCUGUGGACCUGGACAGCCUGUCCCCGGAGAAGAGGCGGGCAAGGUUCCGGAAACGUGAAGCACUGCUCAAAGUAGCGGAGGAAGAGGAGGAGCCACAGAUCACUGAUGAUUUUGACCAGGAGCAGUACAGGCAGUUUUGGGCCAAGAAGUGACUGCCUGCCAACUAUCCUGGACCCAAGGGUGCUGUGGAGGUGGGAGGGGUGUCUAACGUAAAUCAUGCUUUCUCCCA